AUGGGUAACCACAGUGUGGUCAGGGAGUUUGUGCUCCUGGGGUUUUCUCAUCUCCAUGAGUUCCAGGUCCUCCUCUUUGCCUUCAUCCUGGUGAUCUACGUGCUGACUGUGCUGGGGAACCUGUCCAUCAUCACCCUCACUUGUCUUGAUUCCCGUCUCCACUCCCCCAUGUAUUUCUUCCUCUGCAACUUCUCCCUCAUGGAGAUGCUGGUCACCUCCACUGUGGUUCCGAGGAUGCUGGCCGAUCUGCUAUCCACGCACAAGACCAUGUCUCUGGCUGAAUGCCUGACUCAGUCUUUCUUCUACUUCUCUCUGGGCUCCACCAAUUUCCUGAUCCUCACAGUCAUGGCCUUUGAUCGCUAUGUGGCCAUCUGCCGCCCUCUGCACUACCCGACCAUCAUGAGCGGGCCAGUGUGUGUGAAGCUGGUAGUGGCCUGCUGGGUGGUGGGCUUUCUCUCCAUUGUUUCCCCCACACUGCAGAAGACACGGCUCUGGUUCUGCGGCCCUAAAGUCAUUGACCACUAUUUCUGUGACUCCGCCCCACUCCUUCGGCUUUCCUGCUCUGACACCCGCCAUAUCGAGUACAUGGACUUCUUCCUGUCCUUGCUCUUUGUGCUGGCCACCAUGUUGCUCAUCCUGGUCUCCUACGUGCUCAUUGUGGCUGCAGUGCUGCACAUCCCAUCCUCCUCUGGCCGCCAGAAGGCCUUCUCCACCUGUGCUUCUCACCUCACUGUGGUGGUCCUGGGUUAUGGCAGUGCCAUCUUCAUCUAUGUGAGGCCAGGUAAAGGCCACUCCACACACCUCAACAAGGUGGUGGCCCUGAUGACUGCAGUGGUUACGCCUUUCCUCAAUCCCUUUAUCUUCACUUUCCGCAAUGAGAAGGUCAAGGAGGUCAUUGAGGAUGUGACCAAGAAGAUUCUCCUGAGAAAUCCAGCAUCUCACAGAUGA
Molecule: messenger RNA, 948 nt
Organism: Tupaia belangeri chinensis (Chinese tree shrew)
Lineage: Eukaryota; Metazoa; Chordata; Mammalia; Scandentia; Tupaiidae
Product: olfactory receptor 6V1
Exons: 1
Coding region: 1-948 (315 amino acids)
Biological process (GO): G protein-coupled receptor signaling pathway
Cellular component (GO): membrane
Molecular function (GO): G protein-coupled receptor activity; olfactory receptor activity
Source: RefSeq, a predicted model, not a curated record